AUGGCACGUUGGGUCCCCCUGCCCAACCCCCACCCAGCCGGGUCUCCGUGGUGCGGGGCGAGCCCCGGCAUCCGCCUCCGUUAUCACCCCAUUCAGUCCAGGACCGCCGGCAGCAGCUCGGACGGGACGGAGGACUCGGAUUUUUCCGCCGAUCUCGAGCACACCGAAGCGUCAGAGAGCGCGCACAGGCGCAGCAGCACGCGCCUGACUCGCGCCUCACUGCGCCUCAGCCGGAGCUCACAAGAUAACUGCAGCUCAGUGCGGAGCAGCUCUCCUGCAGCCACAGGACCUGACGAAGGCCAGGAUUCAGCAGCAGCAGCAGCAGCAGCAGUGGCAGCGUCCGUCUUCACCUCCGGGCGCAGGAUCACUCGCAGCCAGCAGGGCGCGACAAACACCGCCGCCAAAAAAUACCCACUGCGACAGAGCAGGUCGUCCGGCUCAGACACCGAGGCCAACGACCUGAAGCAGGGGGCCGACCGGGACGAGACCCCUCCUCGGACCCCGACAGGAAACGCCCCGUCCUCGGAGUCGGACAUCGAGGUGUCCAGCCCCGGCAACGACCUCGUGUCUUCCAGCAACGACAUCAUAGUCUCACAAGAGGAGGACGAGAGGCUGGCCAAAGAGCUGUCGCUCAAAGAGGCCGCCGCCCACGACCUCUCCCACCGGCCCAAACGACGGCGCUUCCACGAGAGCUACAACUUCAACAUGAAGUGUCCCACGCCGGGAUGCAACUCACUGGGGCACCUCACCGGGAGACAUGAGAGACAUUUCUCCAUAUCAGGAUGUCCUCUCUACCACAAUCUGUCUGCUGAUGAAUGCAAGGUACACACACACACACACACACACACACACACACACACACACAUCCUCCUUUUGCAUUAACAAUGAACGGGCUUUUUAUCAUUUUUAGGGACUGUUCUGUAUUUAUGAGAGGGGAGGGGUGAAAAAGGGGGAUGUGUGUCAGAUUAUUCUUAAAGCACUGGGCAGGGAUUUAUGUUUUUUUAUUUUGUCUUA
This is a messenger RNA of Plectropomus leopardus (leopard coralgrouper), 1014 nucleotides long. Lineage: Eukaryota; Metazoa; Chordata; Actinopteri; Perciformes; Serranidae. The record is from RefSeq and is a predicted model, not a curated record.